Messenger RNA from Suillus paluster, 1376 nucleotides. RefSeq lists its product as uncharacterized. The record is from RefSeq and is a predicted model, not a curated record. Lineage: Eukaryota; Fungi; Basidiomycota; Agaricomycetes; Boletales; Suillaceae. The annotation marks the transcript as partial. The transcript has a single exon.
GAUGACGAUUCUGUGCACUUCCCUGAUCAACUGAAAGCCUUCGACGCGAUGAAGUUCAAGAAACUUGUCAUGAAAGUGCUUAUGCACAAGUCUAAGGCCGACCGCGUAUCGUCAGUGUCGUCUCCCAUUCCUUCACACAGUGAUGUAUCUUCCGUCAACCCGAUCCCCCCAGAACCGUUACCCCCCAUCCAUCAGCUGCCGAUGGAACUUCUACAGGUCAUAUUCUUGCUUAUCGUCAACGACGACACAUAUUCUCCUAAUAUUUUCUCAACUGGAAGAAAUUCCACGUGGGCAAAUUUUUCCAGCCCGCCUCUACUCUUCACUUGCGUGUGCCGUCGUUGGCGAGACGUCGCACAUUUAACGCCAGGGAUCUGGUCGCGUAUCAGUGUUAUCCUUCCCAGGCUACUCGUUGAACCCUCUAGUCCACUCCUUCCAAAUCUCCUCCAAUCUUGGCUUGACCGGUCUGCCAGCCAUCCUCUCACUAUUCACGUGCAAGGCCCUUCCUCCCAAAGUGAUAUUGACUAUUACGUUGAUCCCUCGAGUGCCAAUUCUCGACUCCUUGAGAUCCUUAUGGCUGAGAUGGGACGUUGGGAAAUAUUGUUUGGCGCGUCAGACCUCUUCGAUCGGAGAGACACCUUUGAUACACCCCAGUUGAAAAUGCUGGAGUGUACCUCGCCAUAUGUCCCCAAAGUCAAUGCACCAAAUCUCCAUCGCCUUCGUAUCGUCGAUCAAUUGUUGGCUGCCGUCCAGUUCACAUCUAAUCCUACCUGUACAAACAUACGCCAUCUCUACCUCCGCAAUGCCUCCGCCGGUGCCAUACGCUCCUUCUCAGCCAUUUUCCCUCGUUUGGAGACCCUCGUAGUCGAUGAACUUGCGCCACAGUUUGGCGAUAUCAGUCGUUCGGACACGUUUCCAUGCCUUGAAACAAUGACGCUCCCCAUGUAUCAUCAUUAUCAUGGGGACGCGUUUAUCGAUAUAUUCAUUGGACUUCGUGUUCCCAUGUUGCAGAAAUUGAACGUGGAGGGGAAACCGGCGACAAAAGAAGUUGAGAGUGUUAUGAUGGCGCUUGCAGGAGCAGCGUCUCGCACUAUACGAGCGGUUGACUUUGUGCCGACUAUGCGGUAUGACAAGGUUGAAGAGAUUACCGUUCAGCCGUUGCUCUUGGUAGUGCGGGAGGUUGCCGUCCGUGGGGAAGUGAUAGUACGCAGGGAGGUAAUUGCGCCCUUCAGGGGAAUCGGACUAAUAUGAGUUCGUCAUGUAUUUUGUUACGCGUUGAUCUGUGUAGAGAAGUAUCUACUGGCCUGUAGCAGCCGCAAAGAUUGUACAUACAUAGUUUGAUUUUGAUCCAAUCGAAGCGCUAUAUUUAUUACAAUUAU